Tetrahymena thermophila SB210 is the source of this 393-nucleotide messenger RNA. Its product is annotated as transmembrane protein, putative. The record is from RefSeq and is a predicted model, not a curated record. NCBI's taxonomy places the organism in Eukaryota, Ciliophora, Oligohymenophorea, Hymenostomatida, Tetrahymenidae. The annotation marks the transcript as partial. The transcript has a single exon.
UAGAUUUCUAAAGCGAAACUAAUAACAAUAUCUUUUCUAUAAAAAUUAAUUAAAUCAAACAAAACAAAAUAAUAAGAAAAAUAGAUGAGAACUUUACUUAAAUUUGUUGCAGUUGCUGCUUUAGUAUCAACUUUAUUGGUUGUUUCUUUCAGAGAUUAAAUUAAUUUGAGAAACCCUGAUCUUCCUGACUGUUGUUAUAUUUAAAAUGACUAUGGAUACAAUUAUGUUAGAAACAUUUGCGAACAAAGUAUGAUGUUUCACCUUAAACUUAAGAAUAUCAAAACUGGAAGAAUAUAAUCAAUUGACACCGAAUGCAUGUUCUAACCAAUAGCCAGCUUUGACAUACCUGAAGAUAAGUUUGAAAUCGUUGAAAUCACUCAACAAGCCUGUUGA